AUGAGCUCAACGAGCCAAUCCGACUUCCCUAACGGGUCGGGCAAUCGCUUGUACCUCAAGGACACACAAGGGUACAAGAGCUGGUCACAACGUGCGUUUAUCAAUCUUCGAGCCGACAAACUAUGGGAUGUCGUCAACCAAUCCAUCGACUCCCUUGUCGCGGACUAUCGGUCCACGCUCGUUAUCGCACAUCCAACGGCGUCCGUCGCGCCACUUGAACCAGCCUCCCCCGGCUUUAGCGGGCUUGGGGGGGGGGGGGGGGGGGGGGGCUCUGGUUCUGCGCACUCGGACGAAUUGCCCAGGCUCACCAGCGUUCAAGUUGCGGACAAGGUCGCGGAAUAUCGCGAACGGGCCAUCCGCCGCAACGACUUGGCAUGCAAACACAUCGCCAAUUCGAUCUCUGAGGAGCAGAUGUCUCACCUGAUACAUCUCACCUCGGCGUACGAGAUGUGGGACACCCUCCGAGGCCUCCACUCUCACGGUCGCCCGAGUCGUACUAUGGACCUCCUCAAUACUCUGGCACAACCCUACGCUGGGGAUAUCCCAUUUAAAGAAUUCGUCAACAAGGUCAAGAUUGCCAUGACCGAUUUUCAGAACCUCGGAGCUCCGCUUCCGCAUUGGUUGUUUGCAGGCAUGCUCGUUCCGUCGCUCCCAGCCCAGUAUGACUCGAUCGUUGGGAACCUUGCCUCAGAUAUCGACAUUCACAUGGAUUGGAACACGUUCUAUCCGAAACUCCUGAUGAACGUCGAGAUGGCUGAUUCCCGAAACAAACAAAAGGAAUCGUUAUCCGCUCGGAUCGUUGACGAUACCAGCCUCGUCGCCCGUAUUUCCACCACGGCGCGGAAGGACUACUCCAAGUCGUACUGUUCGCGCUGCAAAGCACUGGGACACGAGCGUGGUUGGCGUCUCUGUCCAAGCAGGAACAAGGAUGCGAGCGCUCCCGUUUCCUCGGACUCAAACUCGAACGUAGCUGCCAUUGGUGUAGAUGAAUCUGCAUUGAUGACCUACACUUUCCCUUAUUCUCGAACGAUGCCACGUUUUCCAUGGAUCAUCGACUCGGGUGCCAAAGUCCAUUGCGUUGGAGACAAGUCGGUACUAUCGGACGUUAUCUCUGAGCCUCUCAAAAUUUCUGUCGCCGAUCAAUCCCAAAUCGACUCUCCCGGUCAUGGCUCAGUGACGUUCCUUACCUCCUAUGGCUCUCGUAUCACCAUUAAAAGGGUCUACUACAUGCCCGGUGCUCAGUGCGGUUUCAUUUCGAUCGAUCGUCUCUUGGAAUCGAUGACGUAUGCUGUUGGUCCUCAGAACAAUCUCAUCUUCAGCAUCCGCGGCAAGUCGAUUCUACGCUCACGUCCUGGUCGAGGGUUUGUCAUGGACGCAACUCCGGUUCAGCCUAUUAUGUCGUCCUCAUCACCCUCCAUGGUCGGAGCCAAUCGUCUCACUGGAACGUGCACGUUGAUGGAAGCACAUCGGAAGCUGGGCCAUCAGUCUCCUGCGGCGAUCGUUUUGGCCGUUAAAUCCGGAGCUAUCACCGGCAUCACUCUGAAGGACGAAAAGGUUACUUCUUGCUUCUCGUGCAUCCAGGCCAAGUCAAAGCGAUCACCCUUCUCCGCCAAGAGUACCGAAGCACCUCAUGCCCUCUACCGCGUCUUCAUCGAUCUUGGGUUCGUCGAGCAUCCCAAUCACCAUGGCGAUACUAUCUAUCUCGCUAUUGUGGAUCAGUAUUCGACGGCUAAAUGGACGAUGGUGCUGAAGGACAAGAGGGCUGAAUCGAUUGUCGAUGCUUGGUCGAAGUUUCAAGUCGAGGCUGAACGUCAAACGGGUCAGAAGAUCAAGAGGGUCAGAUCGGACAAUGGUCGUGAAUUCGAUAACUCAAUGUUCCGGGAUCUUCUUGUAAAGCAGGGCAUCAUCGUGGAAUUCACGGCCCCCUAUACUCCGGAGCAAAAUGGUCAAGUAGAGCGGCUCAAUGGAUCUCUCAUGGGUCUCGUUCGCUCGAUGCUCCUCGACUCCGGUCUUCCAAUGCGAUUCUGGUCAGAUGCUCUGGCCGUCGCGACAUUUGUUCUCAAUCGUCGACCACAUCCUCGUAUCCAAGGAAAAACGGCAAUCGAAGUCCUUCUAGGCAAGAAGCCUAAUCUUGCUCAUCUUCAGCCAUUCGGAUCUACGGCGUUUGUCCACGUUCCCAAGGAGCGUCGAACCAAGCUUGUACCUCGCUCCAUUCAGGGAGUUUUCAUCGGGUACUCCGGUGAAUACAACUACCGUGUCUGGGUCCAAUCGUCGAACCAGGUCUACGUUUCGCGUCACGUCACAAUCAUCGGGACUCCUUCCGUCGUCACUUCGUCUCAAGAUCGCGCGGACGCUUCCGGUCCCGUUCAUCAUCCUCAACCUCAUCCGCCAGAUGUGUUGCCGUCUACACCGGCCUCGCCUGUUGUGGGUCCAACUUUUCCGGAUCCACAGCCUCCUCCGGUGGUCCCAAUUGGCGUCGGUCAACAGGGGGGGGAUCUUGCAGUCGUUCCUCGGAAGGAUGACGACAAUGACGACAACGAUGGACCUGACGAUGGACCUGAUGACUACCAUGACGCAGAAGAACCACUCGACGGUGAGGCGGAAGUCGCUCUCGCUCCUCGUGAAGGUUACGCCAUCGUGCGCACUGGUCCAAAUCCUGGGCAGUUCGAGAAUGUCAACUCUUCCAACAUCCUUCCUGCUGGGUCUCGUCGCCGACCUCAACCUCCGGAAGUUAUCCUUCCUAUCAUUGCGGCUAUCAUGGUCGAUGUAUUGGAUACUCCACCCAUGUUCCUCGACAAGCUUUCCUACGAUGCCUACUGUGCUGCCGUGUUCGCCGAAGAAGACAUCGAGAUACCCAAGACAUUCGAGGAAGCCAUGAAGUCACCUAUCGCAACCAUUGGAGUGCGGCAAUGGUCUCAGAACUUCUACAAUUCGAUCAUCAUGGAGUCUUUCAGGAAGUCAAGUGGCACGAAGGAAUUCGGGUACUCGGCACGAUCUGGGUCUACAGUAUCAAGCGCGAUGCAAGCGGCAAAAUCAUUCGUUUCAAAGCUCGCCUUGUUGCUCAAGGUUUCGCCCAACGUCCUGGCAUCGACUACCAUGACACCUACGCUCCUGUCGCUCGCUCGUCGACUAUCCUAUUCUUGAUUGCUCUGGCUGCUGCUCAGGGUCUGCAUCUCGAACAGUUCGAUUUCGACUGCGCCUUUCUCAAUGGCAAGAUGACCGAGGAUGUUUACGUUCGAUAUCCGAAAGGAUGGAAUGGUCCUCAAUCCCCUGGCAAAUGUCUCAAGCUCGUGGGCUCGAUGUAUGGUACCAAGCAAACCCCUCGUGAAUGGUAUCGAGCUGUCAACGAUCUCAUGGUGUCUCGAGGCUACAUGAGGGCAACUGCAGAUGCUUGCCUCUACAUCAAACAUUCGGGCACUUCGUUUGCUAUCAUCACUCUCUAUGUUGACGACGGUCUCAUCGCGUCCAACAAUCAGUCCUUCUUGGACUCCGAGCUCGCAUCGCUUCACAAGGCCUUCAAGCUCAAGCGUCUCGGACCCGUCUCCUACUUUCUGGGCUUCGAAAUCCAUCGCACCAAGGAUCACAUCCUCGUCCACCAAAGCAAGUAUGUCCGCACUAUGCUCGAGAAGUUCGAUUUCGCUUCUCUAUCCAAGCGCCGUGCAGUCACGCCCAUGGACGAUCGCCCCUCGCUUCGAAUCGACACUACUCCGUUUGCCGAUGUUUCAUUGUACCAAUCGGCGGUGGGUUCCCUCCAGUACGCGUCCACUCGAUGUCGACCCGAUAUCGCGAUUGCUGUUCGUGCUGUUGCUCAAAAGAACUCCUGUCCGACUGUCGACGAUUGGGCUGCGGUCAAGCGUAUAUUUCGCUACCUCAACAGCACCAUCGAUUUGGGAAUUCUUUAUCGCAACAGUUCUACAACUCGAUUGAUGGUCUACUCCGAUGCCUCGUUUGCGGACGACCCGGAAUCUCGCAGAUCGGUGGGAGCCUACGCAUCAAUGCUCGCUGGUGGCGUCAUCUCCUGGCAGUCGAAGCAAACAAUCCAUGAUCGCUACAUCCACUACCGAAGCCGAAAUCCUCUCUGCAUCCUCAGCCACUCGUGAAGCAAUCUGGCUCCGUCGUUUGGCUGGUGAUGUCGGCAUUCCACAAGCACACCCUACUAUCAUUCAAGAGGACAACGCUGCAUGCAUCCAGAUCGCCAAGGAUCCGGUCGAUCACAUGCGAACCAAACACUUCGACAUUGCUCACUUGUUUGUUCGAGAACGGGUUGCUUCUGGCGAGGUUGAACUUGAAUACUGCCCUACCCACGUCAAUGCCGCGGAUAUUAUGACAAAGCCUUUGGGAUUUCAACGCUUUGAUCAACUUCGUGCGCUACUUGGAAUGGUCUCGUUAGUCUCUUUGACCGGUGGGAGUGUUAGAGGUGGGGUCUGA
This is a messenger RNA of Microbotryum saponariae, 4428 nucleotides long. The record is from the annotation of a GenBank genome assembly. NCBI's taxonomy places the organism in Eukaryota, Fungi, Basidiomycota, Microbotryomycetes, Microbotryales, Microbotryaceae.